Molecule: messenger RNA, 1149 nt
Organism: Eublepharis macularius
Lineage: Eukaryota; Metazoa; Chordata; Lepidosauria; Squamata; Eublepharidae
Product: olfactory receptor 10Q1-like
Exons: 3
Coding region: 1-1149 (382 amino acids)
Biological process (GO): G protein-coupled receptor signaling pathway
Cellular component (GO): membrane
Molecular function (GO): G protein-coupled receptor activity; olfactory receptor activity
Source: RefSeq, a predicted model, not a curated record
AUGAAGGAGAUAGGAGCAGCAAGGGAAGAGCAGCCGCUGCCACAAGAGGCCUCAGAUCUCGGCUCAGGCUUGCGAUGGCUGCCACCACUGCUGAAGAACAAGGGUCAAAAUCCCAGCCAGAGGGCAGCAGGAGCAGUGGCCGCACUAUUUGAUGGUAGCUGUCAAUGUGAAAAAUCCCCAAACGUGGCAGAAGAGAUGCAUCUGGUACACACAAACCAGACCAUCCAUUCGAUUGCCUCCGAGUUCAUCUUCCAGGCAUUCUCCACCAUUCCUGAGAUACAGCGUCUUCUCUUCACAUUCUUCCUUCUGCUCUAUCUCACAAUUAUCUUUGGCAAUGUGUCCAUCAUCUGGGUGGUCUGCACUGAUGAGUCCCUCCACACCCCCAUGUAUUUCUUCUUGGGCAACCUCUCUUUUCUAGAGAUCUGUUACACUACUGUGGUAGUACCCCAAAUGCUGGCCAGUGUUUUUGAUGUCCACAGAACAAUCCUCUUUGCAAACUGCGGGAUCCAGAUGUUCUUGUUUGUGGCACUAGGCAGUACUGACUGUUUCUUGUUGGCUGUUAUGGCAUAUGAUCGUUAUGUGGCCAUCUGCCAUCCACUUCGUUACACCCUGAUCAUUACCUGGAAGGUGUGUGUAUGGUUGGUUGUUGGCUCUGUAUUGCUUGCCCUGGCACUGGCCCUGGAAUUGACUGUGCUGAUUUUCACCUUGCCAUUCUGUGGUCAACAGCCUCAAAUCAACCAUUUUCUGUGUGAUGUGCCUCCUGUGUUGCGGCUGGCAUGUGCUGACACUCAUCUCCACCAGACUGUGCUGUUCAGUGUUGGAGUCAUGGUUCUGACUAUCCCCUUCCUUCUGAUAUGCAUAUCCUAUGUCUACAUUGUAGUUGCCAUCCUGCAGAUCCGUUCUAAAUCUGGUCGGCAUCAGGCCUUCUCCACCUGUUCCUCCCACUUGACAGUGGUGAUUCUGCAGUAUGGCUGCUGCAGUCUUGUUUACUUGCGUCCCAGGUCAAGUUCAUCAGAGGAUGAGGACCGGAAGCUUGCUCUUAUAUACACUUUUGUCACUCCACUGCUAAAUCCCCUCAUCUACAGUCUGAGGAACAAGGAUGUCAAGCAGGCUCUGAAGAAGGUCAUGAAGAAGACUACUAUAUGUUAG